CUUUAAUUUGUCAAAUUCAAGUUCAUUGUUAUGACAGCCAAUCAAUUGCCAUUUUGAACCUUAAGCACAUAAAUUACUUUUUCUUUUGCUCUUGAUAACCCAUCCUCCCUAUUCGUAUUUAUUGUAUCUGGGAAGGUAAACACUUUCUUUGUUAUACUUAUAGCAAUUGAACUUGCAAAGCAAGAAAAGAGUUUGUUUUUGUUUUUGCUGCAAAUCACAAAUUAUGACCAUGUCACGUCGAGAUGAGAUUGCAUCUCGUUUGAAAUACUUUAACGGCGGCGAUCAAUAUGAUGUUAUCGAUGUUGUUGGCGAGGGCGCUUACGGUGUUGUUUGUUCGGCUGUACAUAAACCAACAGGUCAAAUGGUCGCCAUCAAGAGAAUCUUACCUUUCGAGCACGCCAUGUUUUGCCUAAGAACACUUCGAGAAAUCAAACUGUUAAAGUAUUUUAACCAUGAAAAUAUUAUCUCUAUUCUUGAUAUUAUGAAGCCAAAGACAAUAGAAGAUUUUACUGAAGUAUACCUUGUCCAGGAAUUGAUGGAGACGGAUAUGCAUCGUGUGAUUCGUACCCAGGACCUUUCAGAUGAUCAUUGUCAAUAUUUUACAUAUCAGACAUUAAGAGCAUUGAAAGCAAUGCAUUCAGCCAACGUUCUUCACCGAGAUUUGAAACCAUCCAACCUAUUAUUGAACGCGAACUGUGAUCUGAAGAUCUGUGAUCUAGGGUUAGCAAGAUCUGCCAAUUCAGCUGAUGAAAAUAGUGGUUUCAUGACGGAAUAUGUUGCUACGAGAUGGUAUCGUGCACCCGAAAUCAUGUUGACAUUCAAAGAGUAUACAAAGGCCAUCGAUGUAUGGUCUGUGGGAUGCAUCUUGGCAGAGAUGUUGAGCGGUAAACCAUUAUUCCCGGGUAGAGAUUAUCAUCAUCAAUUGACACUUAUCUUGGAUGUGCUUGGUACACCUACCAUGGACGAUUUUUACGGAAUCAAGAGCCGUAGAGCUCGUGAUUACAUCCGUAGUCUACCUUUCAAGAAAAGGAUACCCUUCUCUAAAUUAUUUCCCAAUGCAAACCCCUUAGCGGUUGAUCUGCUGGAAAAACUUUUGGCAUUCAAUCCUGCAAAGCGAAUUACCGUAGAAGAAGCAUUGAAACACCCUUAUCUUGAACCGUAUCAUGAUCCAGACGAUGAGCCAAAUGCUCCGCCUAUUCCGGAAAGCUUUUUUGAUUUCGAUAGAUACAAAGAUCAACUUACGAAAGAGCAAUUAAAACAAAUGUUAUUUGAAGAAAUUACACAAUAGUGAAGGUUGCCACUCGCUAUUCUCUUUUGUUGUUGUGAUAACUUAUUACACUUGAUGAUGCGCGCCAGUCAUCUACAAACAUCAAGUAAUAAUAUGUUUACACGAAUGAAAAAGUAUUUAUACCUUGGCAUUUUUUCCCUUUCCAUAUCAAUUUGGGUUGGUUUUUUGUUUUAACGCUUUUUAACUUAUUAUUUUGUCUUUUUUCUUCGACCUUCCCUUCAAGCCUUCCCACUUUAGAAAGAAUAAAAUAAAAUAGGCAAUACAUUAUGUUGUUUAGACAUUCGGAUAGUUGAUGUAAAUGCGAUAUGCUUUGUCCUUACAUUUUUUUUAGCAAAAAAUCUCUUUUUUGUUCAAUGAAGCACAAAAAAUGCACGUUCACUAUGAAAGCAUGCUGCUUGAAAAGAAAAGGCUUUCAUAGCUCUAUAUUUUAAAAUUUAUGAGAAGAGCUGUUGGUAACUAAGGAUACGUUAAGUUGUAAAAGACAUGUCGUCU
This is a messenger RNA of Mycotypha africana, 1780 nucleotides long. RefSeq names its product mitogen-activated protein kinase. The transcript has 9 exons. Gene Ontology annotation, cellular component: cytoplasm; nucleus. Gene Ontology annotation, biological process: protein phosphorylation; intracellular signal transduction. Gene Ontology annotation, molecular function: MAP kinase activity; ATP binding. The record is from RefSeq and is a predicted model, not a curated record. NCBI's taxonomy places the organism in Eukaryota, Fungi, Mucoromycota, Mucoromycetes, Mucorales, Mycotyphaceae. Bases 224 to 1288 code for a protein of 354 amino acids.